Molecule: messenger RNA, 3822 nt
Organism: Aspergillus terreus NIH2624
Lineage: Eukaryota; Fungi; Ascomycota; Eurotiomycetes; Eurotiales; Aspergillaceae
Product: RNA helicase aquarius
Exons: 3
Coding region: 1-3822 (1273 amino acids)
Biological process (GO): mRNA splicing, via spliceosome
Cellular component (GO): catalytic step 2 spliceosome
Molecular function (GO): mRNA binding; helicase activity
Source: RefSeq, a predicted model, not a curated record
AUGGCGCACGGCCUGGACUCUCGGCCGACGGUGGAGGACUUUCGCGAAGACAGUGCUUGGGUGCAGCUGGCAAAAACCCACUGGCUGAAGACAUCCAAGGUCCGAAAAGUCAAGCAGGAUGUCAUCAAGAAAGACCUAUGGGACGCCCUGGAGGCCGAAAACUUCAGUUUUCGCUCACUCCUGACCUUGGAGAACCUGAAUAUCCUCGAGAAGUUCCUCUGGCCGACCUAUACGGAAGAUGCCUCCAACUACCAUGUGUUGCUCAUAGCCCUCGUUGUGAGCGUUAAACACCGUGAACAUCUGCCGAUAUGGGAUAUCUUUUCCGACCGACCGGACGACUUCGCAAACCUCUUCCAUCGAAUCCUGUCCAUGAGCAUUGAUCAGUCGCUUGCAACAUCUACGCGCUUGUCGAUAGUAUCGUUUAUAAUUAGCGCGUUUCAGUCCCUCGAGAACGUCCUGAUUAGAAAAGAAUGCGCGCCCUUGGUUUCCAUCUCGAUCUGGCAUAAUCUUUCGACCGACGAGGCAAGAGAACGGGUGUUGGCAAAAGGAACAAACUUAAAAAAGGCAUGGAGGGCCGCGGCGAAGCGAUAUGAUGCGGGAGAUGAUGCUUCGAAGGCUAAGAUGCGGUUCGAACGCUCAUGGCUCUAUACGAUGCUUCUCGACUUCCUGCGGAGAUUGCAUGGUUCCGAGACCGACCAAGCAGAAAAUCUCCGGUACUGCGAGCGCUUCUCAGAGUUUCUGGUUGAUCUGCUAAGCCAGCUUCCGACGAGACGCUAUGUCAAUACGCUGUUGAAGGACUUGAACCUUCUAUCCGUCAUCCGCUUGUCCCAGCUGUAUCGGACCGCCGAGAAUGCGCUUUUCCGCGAUUUCUACAACCUUCUGAACCAUUUCAUGAACUUUGCGAUUGAUGAUUACACGGGAGAGGCUCUGUCGCCUCAGGCAAUUUACGAAUCACACUGCCAGGCUCUUGCGCAUCUCCAGAGAACCGCCAUGAAACAUUUCAAGGACAAACUCAUGAUUCUUGCCUUGUCUAAUUAUGGCUCGAUCGAACAGCGUUCGGAACUAGAGGGACAGUUGUCUUCGUUAGAAGAGCAAGAGCUCGAAGCCUUGUGCACUCACCUGGGAUUCCGGACAUCCUAUCCGAAACAGUCGCAGGUCACUCCCACCCGGCACCUAUUUCUGGAGAUCCUCUUGUCCUUUUAUGAAAAGAAGAUUCCGUUCCAGGAAGCUGUCUCCCAAAUCAGUAUUGUUCCGACAGAAGAAAACCUCUAUGAUUCCUCGUUACUUCGGAACGAAACCUACGACGGAUCUCGGCCGCUUGCGAUCCCCAAGUUGAACCUCCAGUAUCUCAGUCUCGGUGAUUUCCUGUGGCGGUCCUUCCUUCUUUAUCGCUCUGAGGCUUUCUUCCAGAUUCGCAAGGACAUGGAGUCGAUCAUCAAGCGCAUGCAACCUCGAGCCAGCCGGGAUGGUAAGAGCUUGACGUUCGACGGUUUUUCGCGCAUGGCUAUCCCCAUCACGAAACCCGCCAUCGUCGAAGUUGCGCCAGCGAAGGUUGGCUCUGCUAACCCUGCGUUUGUGAGAGCCGAGAUCGCCAUCGAAGUCGGCAGGCUUGCAGACCAUAUUCGCAGGGAGUGGGAGUCUCUUCGCCCGGACGACGUGGUUUUUCUCCUCGCCGUGCAGCCUAGUAGCGCGAACAAGUUCGGACAACGAGACACCAGCGAGAGCCCUAGUCUCACACAUCUACGAACAGCAGAAAUUGUCCAGGUCCUUGAUGAGAAUGGCCGUCCACUACGGGAGCCUGUCUCCAGCCAGGCUAACGGACAUCGAUCAAGACCCCGCGUUCGCCGACUGCUGGUCAAUCUGGACGCUGCUGCCUUCAAGGCGGACAAAGACCGCACUGCCAUGGGAAAGCCAGAUAUCUACCCAUUUAUCAACGUGAUUGCGCGAAGGAAGGGAAGAGAGAACAACUUCAAGUCCAUUCUCGAAACUAUGCAAAGGCUCAUUGUCUCGGACAUCGCACUCCCUUCGUGGAUUCAGGAUAUCUUUUUGGGAUACGGAGACCCCGCUAGUGCUCGGUACACGGAGUUGCCUAACCGUCUCAAGUCGGUCGACUUCCGAGAUACCUUCUUAAACUGGCAACAUCUGGUUGAGAGCUUCCCUGGGAUGACGAUUGAGCCAGCUGGAGAGGAGAACUCAAGCUUUGGGCCGCCAUAUGUGUUAGAAUACGUUGAAGAGGCUCCUAAGCCGCCACCCACGAAUCAGUCGAAAAAGCGCAGAAGAGAUCAGGUGGAAAAAGAACGAACAGGACCUAGCACCCUGCGUGUCUCGACCUACAAGCCUCCUAAUCCUGGUCCUUAUCCUAUUGAUGCUCCGAAGCUCAAUAGUAUCCGGUUCACCCCAGCCCAGGUGGAAGCCAUCGCAUCUGGGACGCAACCCGGUCUAACCGUCAUUGUCGGGCCUCCAGGAACCGGCAAGACAGACGUUGUCACCCAGAUCAUCAACAAUAUUUACCACGAUUUCCCGAGUGAACGCACCCUGCUUGUUGCGCACAGUAAUCAGGCUUUGAAUCAACUGUUCCAGAAAAUCGUCGCGUUAGACAUUGAUGAACGCCACCUCCUGCGACUGGGUCACGGUGAAGAAGAGCUUGACACGGAGUCGAGCUAUAGCAAGUAUGGUCGGGUGGAAUCGUUCCUCGACAACCGCAAUUUCUACCUCUCGGAAGUUAUGCGACUGGCAGCGUCAAUCGGGGCACAAGGCGCCCACGGCAACUCGUGCGAGACUGCUGGAUACUUCAAUACUGUCUAUAUUCAGCCUGCGUGGGCGAAGUUCUGGGACGUAGCUCGCGCUGAGAACAGUACCGCCGAAAGUAUUGUCGCGGCCUUCCCAUUCCAUUCCUACUUCUCCACCGCUCCCCAACCUGUGUUCGAUCCAUCGGCAACGAAAGAGGCCGUGAUCGAUACGGCCGAGGGCUGCCAGCGACACAUUGCCAAGAUCUUCUCAGAGCUGGAGGACAUCCGACCAUUUGAGAUCCUCCGGCAACCGAAAGACAAAGCCAACUAUCUUCUUGUCAAAGAAGCCAGAAUCAUUGCGAUGACGUCGACGCACGCUGCUAUGCGUCGCCAGGAAAUUGCCGAUUUGGGUUUCCAUUACGACAAUGUUGUCAUGGAGGAAGCGGCGCAAGUCACGGAGAUUGAGAGCUUCAUCCCUUCCGCUCUUCAAAACAUGAAGAACGGCGAGCUUCCCUUGAAACGCAUGGUCCUUUGCGGUGAUCACCUCCAAAACUCCCCGAUCAUCCAGAAUCUUGCAUUCCGACAGUAUGCACACUUCGAACAAAGUUUGUUCCUCCGGCUAGUGAGACUCGGUGUGCCUGUUAUCACACUUGACCAGCAGGGUCGUUGUAGGCAGAGCAUCGCAGAACUAUUCCGGUGGCGAUACAAACAACUGGGUGAUCUGCCGGUCGUUGAAAGUGUGGAAGAGUUCAAGAAAGCCAACUCUGGAUUCCAGUUUGACUACCAGUUUAUCAACGUCCCCGACUACCAGGGUGUUGGAGAAAGAGAGCCCACGCCUCAUUUCAUCCAGAACCUGGGUGAGGCCGAGUACGCUGUUGCUAUCUACCAGUACAUGCGCCUUCUCGGCUACCCGGCUUCCAAGAUCAGCAUCCUCGCUACCUACGCGGGCCAGACGGCCCUGAUCAAGGAUGUCUUGAGCCAUCGCUGCGCCAAGAACUCGCUAUUCGGCAUGCCCAAGAUCGUGACAACUGUGGACAAAUACCAAGGCGAACAGAACGACUGUACGUACUUUCCCCGUCUAUCCUCUUGGUGA